Molecule: messenger RNA, 744 nt
Organism: Carya illinoinensis
Lineage: Eukaryota; Viridiplantae; Streptophyta; Magnoliopsida; Fagales; Juglandaceae
Exons: 3
Coding region: 1-744 (247 amino acids)
Source: RefSeq, a predicted model, not a curated record
AUGGGGGACUUCAAUAUUUGCCUUCAAAAUUGCGGUGUUAUGGAUAUGAGAUCACAAGGCGCGUUGAUGACCUGGUGUAAUGGCCAAAGCGGCUUGGCUCGUAGUUGGGUUUUGUCUCGUUCUACCUCUGAUCACUCUCCUUUAGUGAUUCAGAUGGGUGAAGACCCGUUCAGGUAUGGGCCUAGUCCCUUUCAUUUUCAAUUUAUGUGGACUGACUAUGCAGAUUUCCUUAGAUUCGUGGAGGGGAAUUGGAAUCAAGCUGGGCUUGGUUUUGGUCUUUUUAAGUUAUCCUUUAAGCUUAAAAGACUUAAGGUGGCGCUUAGGGAUUGGAAUCAACGUUGUGAUGACCCGCUUUUAAGUGAUAUUGAGCAGCGUAUUGAUCGCCUGGAUAAUAGUCUUCAGAACUCUUAUUCUAUUGAGGAUGAUAAUGAUCUCUUGGCUGCCAAUUUGGAACUCUUAACUUGGAAGGGUCGGGAAAACAUUCGUCUGUCUCAUAUGGCUAAGAAAAGAUGGUUGAUAGAUGGGGAUAAUAACUCAAAAUUUUUCCAUGCGUAUUUGAAUGCUAAAAAUCAAAAGAGGAUUACUGAUAUGUUUCUUGUAGAUGAUACUCAUUUAAAUAACCCUAUUGAGAUUCAUAAGGCCGUUGUUGAGUAUUUUAAGCAGUUUUUGGGUGAUAAUAGCCAUUUUGAGUUUUCUAGUUUACGGGAUUUGAUUUCUCCAGUGAUUACUACGGAUGAGAAUUGA